Messenger RNA from Lytechinus variegatus (green sea urchin), 2734 nucleotides. RefSeq lists its product as uncharacterized. The record is from RefSeq and is a predicted model, not a curated record. The transcript has 9 exons. Lineage: Eukaryota; Metazoa; Echinodermata; Echinoidea; Temnopleuroida; Toxopneustidae. Bases 144 to 2540 code for a protein of 798 amino acids.
CACGUAGAUAGGCCUUCUGGAAGGUUAGUCAUUGGAAAUUUGUUAACAUGAUAGGGAGGAUUAAUGCAACAAACGGCUCUUUCAGAGAUUUCAUUAAAAAAAUAGUGCUAUAAUAUGAAUGUUUUGACAAAACGUUAGUCAGGAUGAUUAACAAGAACCUACUUGCUGUACAAGGUGUCAUCUUUUUGAUCGGAUGCUGUCUACUGUACACAUCGUCAGGGAAUGAAAUAGUUCUCCAGGAAUCUACUGAUGAUGUAACAAUAACGCCUGUCAACUUCCCAAACGACACAGCUCCAUCAGCAAUCACUGUUAAGGCACCAUCGAACUACCGAGUUCUUUUGAAGUUUCUUCUGGUCCGUCUGCAAAAAGGAGAAAAAGUUACCUUUUGUAAUCUGAUCGAAGACAGGAUCAUCUCCAAGCGCCUCCUCACUCUAUCUAGGAGGAUCAGCCCUCCACCUCCUAACCUAAUAUCACCUGGAGAAAAACUUCUCAUCACAUUCUCCCGCGAAUCCCUUCGGGUCGAUAAUGGCUCGUUUAUUCUGAAUGCGACUUUGGUGGACAAGAAAGCUAUUGUUACACAGCUCGGCCCUGAAGAGACUUACAACCUGACAUCACCAUACUACCCGAACAACUACCCCCGUCUUGCCUUCUCCUUCCAAACCAUAUAUGCGCCAAUCGGAUGUAGGUUGAAAUACAGAGUAUUAGACUAUGUCGUCGCACCAAAGGACACGAUGUGCCUCAGCGAGAAGCAGAUAGCUUUGAAUACCGAAGGUUGCGACGUCGUAAGUCGUGGGGCAGAAAGAACGAUGUCAGGAAACUUGGCAUCUAUCUGGUUCAGCUCUGAUUCACAUCAGACACGGAAGAAGGGCUUUUUUGUUUCGUUCACUUCUGUGGGAGAGACAGAUGACACACCCUGUAUCAAGCAUGGCCAGAGUCUUUCACCAGCACCACCUAACAAAGGAUCAAAUACAGCUAGCAAACAAACCAGGGAAAGACGAGCAGCCAUCUACGAAACCACACCUCGAAAUGAAAACAGAACUACCCAAACCACGACACCGCCAUGGUAUCAAUAUUCCAUCUUGCAACUAGGUGGUGUCCUCCUUGCAGUUGCGAUCAUCGCUGUAUUCCUCAAUCAUCUCUUGAGGCGUACUAUGGAUCAAUGCUGUAAGACGCAGAUCUCUACCAUGCCAGACGCAUCGAUUCAAGAAAAGAGUCCCACCAGAACAAAGUCAGGAUGGCGUCCAACAUUAACGAGUCGCAGUUCGAAGUACGUUGUGAACCAGGUGGGAAGCGGCAGCAAAGACAAGUUGGACGGAUCUGGAAAAAGUGAUAGCGGUUUUGGACGUACGGACGAUGACGCAGACUACAUUACGAUGAGGAAAGUGAAUACUAUAUCAAGGGUCCCUCCUCAAAGGAAUCCACAGUCCGACAUCAAUCAAUCAAAGGGGUGGACCAUACCCGGAUCAAGCAGACAUGGAGUAGACAGAGGAUUGGUGAGGUUGAAGGAUGGCCCUGAUGUUGCCAGUCCCUCUGAUGGCGCUCAUCAACACUCCCAGCAUUUCAUCCCUCCACGAGUAUACAAGAAGUAUAACCCUUCACAGGUUAGGAAAUCACAGCGCUCUCUCUUGGAUGGUGAUACUUACAUCGUGGGGCAAUCCUUUGAUCCUGGCAGUCCAGGAUCUUAUGAAGAUCCUACUCCGAUUGUUUUCCAGCAUCCAUCAGCUUCACAGGUUAAACUAAGGGACAAGCCCGUCAACCGGAAGGCUUCAUUCAACAGAAGAGCAAGUGUUUCCAUGUUUAACCUCACCGAUAAUGACCUAGGCUUCGACGAUGGCUUCCAUCCACAGAUGCCUCCUGAGUUUCAACAAGUAGUGGAGCGAGAGAGCUACAGUCCAAGAAGGGAUCCUCCACCCGUGAAGCGCAGGGAACACUCCAGAAGUUCAUCCACCGACUCAUUGCCAUUAGAUUGCAAUGACAGAGGUCGGUGUUACUCACCAAUUGAACAGGAGGAUCGCUAUUCUACAGCGUUGGCCAAGUUUGAUGUCUUGUGCAACAGUUUCGAAACAAAGGCAAAUCGACAAAGCCCAAAUGUGGUCGAAUAUGUCAAUCUCCCACCCACGAACCGGAAGUGCUAUGCUGCCACUAAGAGGCCUGUAAUAUCGAGCUUAGGGUACUUGAAACCUUCGGAGGUUGUUCGAGCUCUCUCUACUUCCGCUUACGACCUUGCAGUUUCAUCCAGUUCUACUGACGUAAUUGAUGCUUCGAAAACUCAAACUAUGGGCAGUCCAAUUCUUUCAAACACCCAAAGGGCGCCUACCAAAUCCAACCUUUUGCUUCCCCGUCUGACAAACUCGAUCGAGGUAAGGGUAAAUGCACCUACAGAUGAUCAGAGCAGAAGCAGUAGUGACCGUGCUGGAUCUGCAUACAGGAGCUACUGUGAAAUCGAUGACAUUGAUCCAGGCACUGGGAUGGAGUCUGCAGGAGGUCAAAGUGAUCAUCAAGGAUAUAAUCUCACACAGAUUCGACUUCAUAGUAAAUAGGUUUUAUAAGGAAUUGAAACUAUAUUGAAAUAUCAUUAAUUUUAUUCAUUUGGAAGAAUGGUACCAUUUCCUAAUAGGAUAAGCUUAUUCAUUUAAGUAAAGCUUAAAUAUGAUUUAUAGAUUAAAGUGAUUGGUUAACAUUGGUUUGACUUUAAAAAAAUCUGAGCGAGAAGGUCACACAUGUCACCUGUGUC